Molecule: messenger RNA, 860 nt
Organism: Drosophila elegans
Lineage: Eukaryota; Metazoa; Arthropoda; Insecta; Diptera; Drosophilidae
Product: histone H1-like
Exons: 1
Coding region: 20-769 (249 amino acids)
Biological process (GO): nucleosome assembly
Cellular component (GO): nucleosome
Molecular function (GO): structural constituent of chromatin; DNA binding
Source: RefSeq, a predicted model, not a curated record
UGUUUUCGAGUGAACAAAGAUGUCUGAUUCUGCAGUUGCAACGUCCGCGUCCCCAGUGGCUGCCCCACCAGCGCCAGUUGAGAAAAAGGUGGCUGCCAAAAAGGCAACUGGAUCUGCUGCCACAAAGGCAAAGAAGCCGACUGCACCACCAUCGCACCCGCCAACUCAGCAAAUGGUGGACGCUUCAAUCAAGAACUUGAAGGAACGUGGCGGCUCUUCGCUUCUGGCAAUUAAGAAAUAUAUCACUGCCACAUACAAAUGCGAUGCCCAAAAACUGGCUCCAUUCAUCAAGAAGUACUUGAAAUCGGCCGUGGUCAAUGGAAAGCUGAUCCAAACAAAGGGAAAGGGUGCGUCUGGUUCAUUUAAACUGUCAGCCUCGGCCAAGAAGGAUCCCAAGCCAAAAGUUGCGUCUGUUGAUAAAAAGGUCAAAAGCAAGAAGGUAGCCGUUAAGAAGACCGGUGUCACCGCCAAGAAAGCUGCCGGAGCUGCUGACAAGAAGCCCAAAGCUAAGAAGGCUGUGGCUACCAAAAAGACCGCCGAGAAAAAGAAAACCGAGAAGGCAAAAGCCAAGGAUGCCAAGAAAACUGGAACCGUGAAGGCAAAACCAGCAGCAACAAAGGCCAAAACUACCGCAGCGAAACCGAAGGUGGCCAAAGCACCCAAGGUCAAACCAGCGGCGUCAGCUAAGCCCAAAAAGGUGAUAAAGAAAGCAGCUGCUCCUGCUACCGCUAAGAAGCCGAAAGCAAAGACUACGGCUGCUAAGAAGUAAACUGGAAAAGUACAGUAUCUGUACCAGUCCGCGCUCAAAAUCGCAAUUUUAGAUUUUCAAAUCUGAAAUUUAUUUAAACAAGCCCUUUUCA